This is a messenger RNA of Poecile atricapillus (Black-capped chickadee), 5790 nucleotides long. RefSeq names its product BICD cargo adaptor 2 (gene BICD2). Gene Ontology annotation, cellular component: Golgi apparatus; cytosol. Gene Ontology annotation, biological process: microtubule anchoring at microtubule organizing center; regulation of microtubule cytoskeleton organization; protein localization to organelle. Lineage: Eukaryota; Metazoa; Chordata; Aves; Passeriformes; Paridae. The transcript has 7 exons. The record is from RefSeq and is a predicted model, not a curated record. The coding region runs from base 228 to 2765 and encodes 845 amino acids. Gene Ontology annotation, molecular function: dynactin binding; dynein complex binding; cytoskeletal adaptor activity.
UUCACUGCGCUCGGCGCUUACGGCGAGUGCGGCGGCGGCGGCGGCGGCGGCGGGCGGGAUCCUGGGAGGAUCCGCGGCGGGAGCAGCGCGCCUGGCCCGUCGAUGGCGGCCCGAGCAGGCCCUGUCGUGGCCGCCUGCGGGCCGUGCCGCUGUUAGGAGUGACAGACGGGCUGCGGCGUUCUCUUCUUCGCCCAUCCGCCUCGGCGGCCGGCGGCCCCUCCGCCGACAUGUCGCUGGCCAUGGAGGAGGAGGAGUACGCCCGGCUGGUGAUGGAGUCGGAACCCGAGUGGCUGCGGAGCGAGAUCAAGCGUCUCUUCCAGGAGCUGGGCGAGACCACCCGGGAGAAGAUCCAGGCGGCGGAGUACGGGCUGGCAGUGCUGGAGGAGAAGCAGCAGCUGAAGCAGCAGUAUGAGGAGCUGGAGCUGGAGUAUGAGACCAUCCGCACCGAGAUGGAGCAGCUGAAGGAGGCUUUUGGACAGGCCCAUACCAACCACAAGAAGGUAGCAGCAGAUGGAGAGAGCAGAGAGGAAACCUUGAUUCAAGAAUCAGCUACCAAAGAAGAAUACUACAUGAAGAAGGUUAUGGAGUUGCAGACAGAAUUGAAGCAGAUAAGAAAUGUCCUUGCCAACACACAGUCUGAAAACGAACGCCUUAAUUCUGUUGCCCAGGAACUGAAGGAGGUUAACCAGAAUGUGGAGAUUCAAAGGACUCGCCUGCGGGAUGAUAUUAAGGAAUAUAAAUUCCGAGAAGCACGUUUGUUGCAAGACUAUACUGAACUUGAAGAGGAAAACAUCUGUCUCCAGAAACAAGUGUCUGUCCUGAAGCAAAGUCAGGUGGAGUUUGAAGGCUUGAAACAUGAAAUCAAAAGGCUGGAAGAGGAAACUGAGUUUCUGAAUAGCCAGCUGGAAGAUGCCAUCCGGCUGAAGGAGAUCUCAGAGCGCCAGCUUGAGGAGGCCUUGGAGACACUGAAGACAGAGCGGGAGCAGAAGAACAACCUUCGGAAGGAGCUGUCUCACUACAUGAACAUCAACGAUUCCAUGUACAACAGCCACUUAAACAUCUCUUUGGAUGGGCUGAAGUUCAGCGAUGAAGCCACAGAGCCCAAUAACGAUGAAAUCAUGAAUGGAUUUGAACAAAACUGCCUCAGCAAACUCAGCAAUGGCAAGAACAGUACUUCAACACCCAAGAAAAAUGAAAGUUUCCCUCCAGCCCCAAGUCUGGUUUCGGAUCUUCUGAGUGAGUUAAACAUUUCUGAAAUCCAGAAGUUGAAACAGCAGCUUGUGCAGAUGGAAAGAGAAAAGGUUAACUUGUUAACGACACUGCAGGAAUCUCAGAAGCAGCUGGAAAAUACACGGGGGGCCCUCUCAGAGCAGCAUGAGAAAAUUGGCAGGCUCACUGAAAAUCUGAAUGCCAUGAAGAAACUGCAGGCCAGUAAGGAGCGUCAGUCUGCCCUUGACAACGAGAAGGACCGAGAUAGCCAUGAAGAUGGAGACUAUUAUGAGGUUGACAUCAAUGGGCCAGAGAUCCUGGAGUGCAAGUACAAAGUGGCUGUGGCAGAGAUUACUGACCUGAAAGAAGAGCUCAAAAAUUUGAAGGCAAAAUACAAAGAAUGUGAGUCUAAGUAUGAGGAAGAGAAGAGUAGAUAUGAGACUGAGAGCCAAGCUCUCACUGAAAAGAUCACCUCACUGGAAAAGUCCAGUAGGCAUGAUAGAGAGCAGAUGGGCAGGCUGGAGAAGGAGCUGAAGAAAGUCAGUGAUGUUGCUGGAGAAACACAGGGCAGCCUCAGCGUGGCCCAAGAUGAGCUAGUCACCUUCAGUGAAGAACUGGCCAAUUUAUACCACCAUGUGUGCAUGUGCAACAAUGAAACUCCAAACAGAGUGAUGCUGGACUACUACAAGGAAGGUAAAGGUGGGCGCAGUAGUCCAGAGGCCAAGGGAAGAAGGUCUCCCAUUCUUCUCUCUAAAGGGCUGUUAACUAUUGAGCUGGGAAAGACAGAGAAUGGAAGUGGUGACAGCAGCCCAUCCCCAGUGUCAUCUCUGCCAUCUCCUGUGUCAGAUCCUCGGAGGGAGCCAAUGAACAUUUACAACUUGAUUGCUAUAAUUCGGGAUCAGAUCAAACACCUGCAGGCUGCUGUGGACAGAACAACCGAGCUGUCCAGGCAACGCGUUGCCACUCAAGAACUCGGGCCAGUGGUGGACAAAGACAAGGAAGCUCUCAUGGAAGAAAUCCUGAAGCUGAAGUCCUUGCUGAGUACCAAGAGGGAACAGAUAGCAACUCUGAGAACUGUGUUGAAAGCAAACAAACAGACUGCAGAAGUGGCCCUUGCCAACUUAAAAAGCAAGUAUGAGAAUGAGAAAGCGAUGGUUACGGAGACCAUGAUGAAGCUGCGCAAUGAGCUGAAGGCUUUGAAAGAAGACGCUGCCACUUUCUCUUCCCUGAGAGCUAUGUUUGCUACAAGAUGUGAUGAAUAUGUCACACAGCUGGAUGAAAUGCAGCGGCAACUUGCAGCAGCCGAGGAUGAGAAGAAGACUCUGAACUCCUUGCUUCGGAUGGCUAUCCAACAGAAACUGGCCUUGACCCAGCGCCUGGAACAUUUGGAACUGGACCACGAGCAGUCCAAAAGGGUGCGCACAAAGUCUGCCUCCAAAGCCAAGGGCAGUAACCCCAGUGUAAGUCAUGUUCGGUCCUGUGCAGACAGGUCUGACGGGUCUGUACUGAACAACCAGGUGUUCUGUAGUGAGAAAUAUAAAAUCUAUUGUGACUAGGACACAUGUCUAGAAAAACCAUAUUCUGCAUCUUAUUUUAUGCUGUAACUGUCAGCGUAAAUCCCCACUAUCUAACGUCACAGUGAGUUGACUCGUACUAGUAUGUUGUUGAACCAGGUAAUACAGAUUGUAUUACAAUGAUCUAAACUGUAACUAAUGCGUAAGUAUGGGGAUGCUAUUUUAACAAGUUAAUAGUGGAAAGCAAUUAGCUUUUUCCACAAUUAACAUGUCUGGUGUUUGCUGUUUAUGGUAAGUGUUAAGAGUACACCUGAUAGAGUACGUAUCUGGUGUUACUUACUGUAGUUUGUAUAGCACAAAUGUGAUCCUUUCUCCAGGAUUGCAGCAUACUUCAAUAAAUGCUUUCGUAGGCAGAAACAAACAGAAAACCUUCCUUGUUACUGUAGCUUAAGUGGUGAAAAGCAAAGGUUAAAAUUAGAGCUAUGUCUUGGGAAUGCAGAGCAUUUGAAAACUGGUGUAAAACUUAAUUUGCCUGUUGUAGCGGAUGUUAAAUACUUGCUGUUGUAUCACCACUAACCAAAGUCCUAAAGCUUUUAUAGGCUAUAAAAGCUAGAAGAAAACUUGGUACAUUAUCUACACUCUGCAUCCCUCUCUUCAGAGGGAUAAUCAGAAGAAACUUGCACAUUUAUAUUAAAAAUAUGCAAUAUUAACUCCAUCUGAUAGAAAAUUUAAAAUGUUAAGAAUUGGGAUUCUACCUGGUACAGUUCCUCUUUAAGAAGUUAUAUCCUGAAAGGAUCUAUGUGGUCUUAUGUUGUUCCUUGCAAGCAUAACACUUUGGAAAGAACCUGUCUGAGAUGUCCUGUACAGGAAAGAACCUGUAGCCACACAAUAUGUAUGUGUAGAAUUAAUGCAACUAUGGUCUAGCAUUGUUGGUCACAAACAGUUUUUCUCAGCUCUCAGUAUUAACCUAAAUAGGUAGCAUUUCAGAGCUCUGAUAAUUUUUUUAAGUAAAUGGAAGAUACUGCAUUCCAUAUGCAAGCCAUGUGUUUCACAGGGCUCUACAUUAGAGGCACAGGAAAUUGAUCCAGAUCAUCCUGCUAAUAAUGAUUUAUGAAGUAGCUUAGUGCACAUACUAAUCUUUAAAAACAAAUAAACCUUUGUCUGAUACUGGACUUUUAAGGGGCCUUUAUACCCACUUAAUUACAAUAAGUUGAUAGUAUAAAAGUGUACUUCCUAAUUGGUGCCUACAUAAGAGAAAAAGAUUGAAAAUGUUGCUUCUAAAAUUGUGGAAAAUUUGUGGAGCACUGAGAGGCACAGUUCUUUGUUUAACCCGGAGUUUGAAGUGCCUAGCCUCAGACUUUAUUUUAAUGUAAAUCCCUGUUUGUUUUGUACUCUUUGAAAUACUUUUUUAUGCCUGUAGUGUUACUAAAAGAAACGUGAGCCUGUGCCGGUGCGGUGGUUCCCAAAGCCAUUCUAACCUGUGCUGUGGUUGUGCUGCCCUGCCCUCCCUGUGGAUGCUCACAGCUCGCUCUGUGGGCACGCAGGAGAUGCCCCAGUGCUAACAGAAGCUGAUAAGAGCAUGGCUGGUUUUCCCACUGAGGGGAAACCAUGGGAGAUUUUGGCUUCCCAGAUAUUUUUAGGUAUGUUGAGGGGAAGUCUUCUAAAUUAAUACAGUGAGAUUUUAAGCAAAUGAAACUUUGCUACGAAGCUGGGAAAUGCUGCAGCCCAGAGACAGAAUUGCAUUUAUUGAUCUUGAGAGGAAGGAAAAAAACCUCAAGUGAUUAAAUUCUAAUACAUUUCCAAAACAAGACCGCUUGGGGUUUAAACAAAUUUCAAUUCUGGUUUUAGAAACUAGGCCCUGUGUGUCUGCUAUUACUUCUUUUAGAAAAUACUGAAUUCUCCUGAAUUUGAGCUUUAAUAUUGCUAAGUAGCAGGCUUGAUAUUUUAGAAGAGACACCUUUUAUAAUUUUCAAUCCUGCUUUUCUCUUUGCUGCACAAUCUUCCAAAAGGCCUUUAUUUUUCUCAUUCCUACAUUAAGUACAAUUUAAAAAUACAUGGUGAAAGCAGACUUUGAGUGCUAACUUUCUCUGCUGUAAAAGACUCAGUAACAGUUCUGCUUCCACCAUAAUAGGGAGCUUUAACACAGUUUUCACUGCUUCCACAUCUCUAGUGACAGUACUUUUGCGAAAUACUGAUGGCAAAAAGGUAAACUGGAGAAACUAAUUGAAUGCACUGUUAGUUUGUUUUUUUUAAAUUAGUUGGAAUUUUCUGUAACAAUUCUGGUGUUCUGGUGUUCAAUAGUCACCAGACAGUGACUAUUGCUUUCAGGCUUGGCUCAUUCUUUCAGUUCCAAGUAUGAGCAAUUUUGCUAUUAGCCCAAUAGCCUUAGUGAUCACUUCCAUCUUCAGUCAUUCCUGCAAAUAUUUAAAAAACCCUAAGAGUCAGCCUGACUGCUGUGUUAGUCUAUCACCAUUAUGGUUUAUCCUGUCAGAAAAAGAACUUAGGAAUCGUGUAAAGUGACUUGAUCCUGACGUUUGUAUUUUUAGGUAAUAUUUAAGACUGAGUCUUUUAAUUCUUGAUUAACAAUUUCUUGAGGUGUUCAUUUGCUACUGUAAGUCUUUCAUAUCAGUCUCAAUGGGUUGGGGUAAAGCAUGGAAAAUUCCUUAAGCCAUCACCUACCUCUGGAAGCAGGCUUUUCUGAAUGAUUCUCUGUAUAGGCCUGCAUGAUAUACUGACCUGCAUGUUUCUGGAGAACCUAAAGCUUCACUGAAAACAUUUCUUGCACUCUCACUGCUUUUAACUUAUGCUUGAAGAGCAAAGCUUUAUUCAGUACUUGUAAGAAUCCUUCUUUCUGCAAAGCUGUUGCUUCCAGGCUGAGCCCACAAAGGCUUUUUCACCCAGUGGGAAGGCAAAUGUGAGCUGGAGUGGCUGCUGUUCCCCCAGCCAGCUAACAGACCCUCAGCCAACUAACCUGCCUGUGCAGCACAUGGAUGGGGUUAAGUUUUCAGUUGAUUGAGAAAUAAACACUGAUUUAUUUUUUUUCCUAAUGCUAUUUUAUUUUUCCAUU